UCUGCCAAGGCCGGCAGAUAACAGGAGCCGGCUGGAGAAAGGAAUGCCUCUAGCAACUGUACCAGUAGCAGUGUCUGUGCAGAUGGAUUCGAUCUCCUGCUUCCACCUCUCCGUUCUGGGGCUCUUGAUCACCAACUUCUUUCUCCAAGGCACAGGAGAUUCGUUAAGCUGCCCCAGCGGCUGGCUGAGGUUCCAGAAGACGUGCUAUGGAGUCUUCAAUACAAGGCUAUCAUGGCAAGAUGCGGAAAAUGCAUGCCAGAAGUAUGGCGAGGGUGGCCAUCUCUCUUCCAUCCUCACCGAGGUAGAAGCUGUUUUGAUAAGUAGACACAUCAUGGACAAACGCCUGAGUUCAGAAGGAAUCUGGAUUGGACUACAUGACCCCCGUCGGAAUAGAAAAUGGAAAUGGACGGAUUUCUCCACAGUCUCUUACUUACCCUGGAACAGUGCCAGCCUUUACCCUUCAUGGACUGAAGCCUGUGCCAGUCUGGCAUAUGCCACAGGUGAGAAGAGUUUACAAAAUGGAAUGCGGCACCAUGUUCAGUAAAGAUGAGGUACAUGUGCAGUUUGCCACAGGAAUGAAAACAGCGGCAAGGGACACUUGGCCCCAGGACUCCUUAAACAACAAGGCCAGCAGAGAUCAACCCCUUUCCUUCCCAGGUCCCUGCAUGAGAGACGCCUUUCCCUCAUAGCCCUGAGGCGUUUUAUUUUAUGCUCAUGUAUUGCUAACUCACCUCAUUUAUUUGUUAUUCUGUAACUUCGAAGUAGCCUUGCUAAGUAAAGGGAAUUAACUAA
Molecule: messenger RNA, 792 nt
Organism: Rhineura floridana
Lineage: Eukaryota; Metazoa; Chordata; Lepidosauria; Squamata; Rhineuridae
Product: C-type lectin-like
Exons: 6
Coding region: 44-544 (166 amino acids)
Molecular function (GO): signaling receptor activity
Source: RefSeq, a predicted model, not a curated record